GUGUGUUGGUUUUCGUUUGACAGCAAAGUAAAGUUUUUCUCGGGAGUCUCCUCCGGCACCACCGCGGCGUCUCUCGCGUAUUUGGCGGGUUUUUUUCGGCCCUCGUCUCCGCAGAUUCCCCGCUCUGCUGGUCGGAGGACGACGAUGAUGAUGGAGUAAUUGUGGAACCAUGUCGGUGAAUUCGGUGCACUGGUUUCGCAAAUGUCUGCGGUUGCACGAUAAUCCGGCGCUGCAGGAGGCCGUGAACGCAGCACACACACUCCGCUGUGUUUAUAUUCUGGACCCGUGGUUCGCGGGAGCCGCGAACGUGGGAAUCAACCGAUGGAGGUUUCUGCUGGAGGCUCUGGAGGACCUGGACAACAGUCUGAAGAAGCUCAACUCCAGAUUGUUUGUGAUCAGAGGGCAACCUACGGACGUGUUCCCCAGGCUUUUUAAGGAGUGGAAGGUGACCAGGUUAACGUUUGAAUACGACCCCGAGCCUUAUGGGAAGGAGCGAGAUGGCGCCAUCCUCAAGAUGGCUCAGGAGUUUGGUGUGGAGACGGUCGUCAGAAACUCACACACCCUCUACAACCUGGACAGGAUCAUUGAGAUGAACAACAACAGUCCUCCUUUGACCUUCAAGCGUUUCCAGACCAUUGUUAGUCGACUGGAGUUGCCACGGAGACCGAUGCCUCCGCUCAUGCUGCAGCAGAUGGACAAGUGUUGCACGGAGAUCUCCGACAAGCACGAUCAGCUCUACAGCAUCCCCUCACUGGAAGAGCUCGGCUUCAGGACACAGGGUUUACUUCCAGCUGUGUGGAAGGGAGGAGAAUCAGAAGCUCUGCACAGACUCAACAAACAUCUGGACAAGAAGGUGUGGGUGGCUAACUUCGAGCACUCGCGCGUCAACACGUGUUCUCUGUACGCCAGCCCCACCGGCCUCAGCCCGUACCUGCGUUUCGGCUGCUUGUCCUGCAGGGUUCUGUACUACAACCUCAGAGAGCUCUACAUGAAGCUGCGGAAGCGUACCAGUCCUCCUCUGUCGCUGUUCGGACAGUUGCUGUGGAGAGAGUUCUUCUACACCGCCGCCACCAACAACCCCAACUUUGACCGCAUGGAGGGAAACCCCAUCUGUGUCCAGAUCCCAUGGGACCAGAACCCAGAGGCACUGGCUAAGUGGGCGGAGGGUCGGACCGGUUUCCCCUGGAUCGACGCCAUCAUGACUCAGCUGAGACAGGAAGGCUGGAUCCACCACCUGGCUCGACAUGCCGUGGCCUGUUUCCUCACCCGAGGAGACCUGUGGAUCAGCUGGGAGAGCGGCAUGAAGGUGUUUGAAGAGCUGCUCCUCGAUGCAGACUGGAGUGUGAACGCUGGCAGCUGGAUGUGGUUGUCCUGCAGCGCCUUCUUCCAACAGUUCUUCCACUGCUACUGUCCCGUGGGCUUUGGAAGGAGGACCGACCCGUCAGGAGACUACAUCAGGCGCUACGUCCCCGUCCUGAAGGAUUAUCCCAACCGCUACAUCUACGAGCCGUGGAACGCUCCAGAGUCGCUGCAGAAGGCGGCGAACUGUGUGGUGGGCGUGGAUUAUCCCAAACCUAUGAUCAACCACGCAGAGGGAAGUCGACUCAACAUUGAGAGGAUGAAGCAAGUUUAUCAGCAGCUGUCGCACUACAGAGGACUCAGCCUACUAGCAUCAGUACCAACAAUACAGGAGGAGGCGGAGCCACCAAUGACGGAUGAGUCUCAGACGAGCAGCGGCCCUGACUCUCCUCCCCGAGUUCCUGUCCACAGAGAACCAGCCAGCUGCUCCGCGGCUCCUCAUUCGUCCAUAGUCUGUGGCUCCUCCUCCUCCUCGGCAGAUGCUCGCUCGCUGCAGACGCUCCACUCAUCCUCGCAGCCUUCUCCCGCCUCCAUGUCUGCUGCUGCAGCUCCGCCCCCUCCGGCUUCAUCGCCGGCCCACAGUCCUCUUAAUCUGCCCUCCCCUUCCUCCUCAUGUCCUACUUUGUCCCCAGCCCCGAGUCCAGCCACAACCUCUGCUCAGACUUUUCCAAAGAGGAACGGCCCCGCCCACAAGGUUUGUCGCAGUCGGAGACUCCGAGGAAUUCGGAGCAGAGAGGGAGGGGGGGGGAGAGAGGAGGAGGAGGAGGAGGAGGAGACAGGAGCAGAGGAGAAGAUGGAGGAGGAUGUUGAAGAGGAGGAGAAAAUGGAGGAAGAGGAUUGAGGAGAAAGUGCUGCACAUCAGCUGUGACUCCAGGAGGAACUUCAGAGGUACCGUCUCCUGUGGACACUCAGAGACACUCGAGCAGCAGCGUCACAGAAAAGAGACAAAACGGGACAAAAGUGUUGGACUCACAUUUGACCCAGGACACUGAAUUCCAAACAAAGACACACACACACACACACACACACUGCAUAAUAUCAAAAGACAGGAGCAGUUGCAAUGAUUUAAAGGGAUAGUCGUGUUUUUAAAGUGUUGUAUGAGGCAGUAAAUGUGCUGUGAGCGCCCCCUAUAACUAGAACCUGCAGGAGACAGACUGUCUCACUCUCAGUGAAAACAUGUCAGUUUAUGUCUCUGAUGUCUUAAAGAACACGUUCACGUCUUUAUCUUCACUGUGAGACAGAGUUUUGUAAACUACUCACUCUUCCACACCAAAGCCCACAGAGAGAGUCCGUAGAGCAGCAGCUCCUGUGUCCUCGCCAACCAAAAUCACUGUCUUUCUCUAUGGGCUUUGGUGUGGGAGAGUGAGUGUGUCCCUGCCUGUCUAAUGUUGUGAAAAAGAAGAACUGUCCCUUUAACAUAAUUGUAUUUUAGUCAGAAAACCCAGCGAGACGUUCACUGACCUCCUGAAUUGUGGUAAAAAUGUGUUUUAUGUUGUAGCGCCCCCCACUGUACAGUUUGUUUAUUCUUUAACGUCAGUUCAGGUCCACAGGAAGUAAAGAAAGAACAUCUCUGCUUCUU
Solea solea (common sole) is the source of this 2938-nucleotide messenger RNA. RefSeq names its product cryptochrome circadian regulator 2 (gene cry2). Gene Ontology annotation, molecular function: FAD binding; DNA binding. Gene Ontology annotation, cellular component: cytoplasm; nucleus. The transcript has 13 exons. Lineage: Eukaryota; Metazoa; Chordata; Actinopteri; Pleuronectiformes; Soleidae. Bases 170 to 2200 code for a protein of 676 amino acids. The record is from RefSeq and is a predicted model, not a curated record. Gene Ontology annotation, biological process: circadian regulation of gene expression; entrainment of circadian clock by photoperiod; negative regulation of DNA-templated transcription.